AUGUUAAUGCAACAAAUCGUUGAUAGAAAGUUGCAACAUGAAACCCUUAAACAUGUGGCGACACUCUUCUCUGUAUCUAAGCGGACUAUAAGUCGCAUUUGGCAUGACGCUAAACUUCAACUUCAACAUGGAUCACUUGUCGAUGUAUCUUCGAAGAUGGCUAAUGUAGUUGGAAGAAAAAGAAUACAAAUCGAUUAUGCUCAAGUCUCACAAAUCCCAUUACGUCGUCGAACAAAUAUUCGGUCUAUAGCAAAAGCAAUAGACGUUUCAAAAUCAACAAUGCAUAGAAGAAUCAAAGAAGGAGCUUUAAGACCACAUACAAAUGCGAUCAAGCCGGAUUUAACCGACGACAAUAAGAAAGCAAGGUUAGAGUUCUGUCUAUCAACCCCACCGUUAGCACGACCAAGAUUUGAUGCAUCGGGUAAUGAAGUCUUUUCGAGAAAAAUCGGUAUAUUCCCAUUCACAACUUUGGAACCCGCAAAACGGUCGAGUAAGAAUCGUGUUGCUGGAACGUUAAUAACAAAACCAGUUUUAUCAGUUACUAAAGAAGUAACAAGGUCUUGGUUAAUCGAAAAAGUACUACCGGCUAUUAGAUCUAAAUGGCCACGAGAUCACACUGGUCCAAUUUUUAUUCAACAAGACAAUGCAAAACCCCAUAUCGAUGUCAAUGAUGCGGAGUUUAAUCAAGAGGCUUCAAAAGAUGGGUUUGAUAUCCGAAUUUGUUUUCAACCUCCAAACAGUCCAGAUUUGAACGUGUUGGACCUCGGGUUUUUUCAGGCGAUUCAGCCUCUUCAAGAACAAGAGGUUUUAGGAUCAAUUGAUGAAUUAGUUAGUGCUGUUAAAACAUCUUUUGAAGGAAUGCCAUCAAAUGAGCUUAACAAUGUGUUUUUAACUUUACAAACAUGCAUGAAAGAGAUCAUGAAAGUUCGAGGUGGCAAUAAUUACCAAACACCACAUAUUGGCAAAGGUAAGUUAGAACGACAAGGAAAGUUACCAUUAACAAUCGAGUGUGACGGUAACUUGAUAAAUGAUGUCCUUUCAUAUUUGGGUCCGCAAACGGAGUAG
This is a messenger RNA of Erigeron canadensis, 1065 nucleotides long. RefSeq lists its product as uncharacterized. The record is from RefSeq and is a predicted model, not a curated record. Gene Ontology annotation, molecular function: nucleic acid binding. NCBI's taxonomy places the organism in Eukaryota, Viridiplantae, Streptophyta, Magnoliopsida, Asterales, Asteraceae. The transcript is spliced from 2 exons. Bases 1 to 1065 code for a protein of 354 amino acids.